UCCAAAUUAACAGAAACAGGAACAUACUAAACAACACAGACACAGAAACGGGUAAUAAGAGUAAAUAUGUCGGCGCUGAGUAGUAAGACUGAGCAGGAGAUAAGCGAGCUGCUCGAUGAAUACGGGAUCAAACACGGUCCUGUGGUCGGCUCCACCAGAAGUCUGUAUGAGAAGAAGCUAAGAGAAGCCAUGGCUAAAGGGAAGAGAGCUAAACCAGCAUCUGACAAAACCUACUACAGAGAAGAGGAGGAGGAAGUCACCUUCAUUCACAGGACACCUGUCAGGAGUGACGGUUCAGGAGACCGGCCUUACAUGAGGUCAAGACCGGAGUGGAACGAGAGGGAAUAUGAGCAUGAGGCGUCCUACUCAGGCUCCUACUCAGACUCCUACUCAGACUCCUACUCAAGGUCGAAGCCUGAAUACAGAGGAAGGGAUUUUGUUGAUGAACCCUACGAGUACGACACACCGUCCUCUUACAAACACACCCAUUUGAAAUCAACGCCCUUGAGAUCUGGUCAAGAUGCUCCGAAGGCUGCCGAGUCGUCUCGUCUCAUCCCACUUUGGGUUCAGUUUGUGUUCUUCCUGGCUGUGGCAGUUUUACUCUACAUUGUUUUCGCCAAUAUGGAGUCAAACGAAUACGUGAAAGGAAUAGAAUGAUUUCUUUUUCAUUUCAUGCAGUUUAAAGGGCAGUUUUACUUUAAUAUUGAUUUUAAUGAAAGAAUGUAAUUUGGUCAAUGCCUUUAUUUUAGACAUUUCUGAAAUUUUGGGUUAUGAUAUUUUUGUGCACUAUAUUUACAGUUCAUUCGCUUAUUAAUAAUUUAAGGUCAAACACAUAAUCAUCAACCACAUUUAGAAUAGCACCACUACUAGAAUAUAUGAAGACGCAACUUUAAAAAGGACAGUACAGUCAAAAACUCACACUAUUACUUACUCUUACCAGAGGUGCUCUGAUCUGUUGAGGUUUGGAGGUAUCCAGAUCUCACUCCUGCAGCUAUCUAAAUUUAAUACUACAGCUCUCAUAUGAGCAAUUUUAAGUGGAUUGCCAUAAUUCAUCGUCUCAUUCAUUAAAACAUUAGGAUGUUGAUUGUGGUUUUAAUUUUUGGCAAAAAAACACCAUUCAACUAAUUUUUACUGUGGUGAGCUUCAGACAGUUAUAUCUAAGUCUCUGCAAGUCAGUUUUUGACCCGUAUCAUACAAUUCAUGAUAGGGAUAUGUCCUUUAAUUUACAACAAAAUUGGACAACAUUGAUAUAUGGACAGAUGUUUAAAUUUGUGAUAUUUAUCUAACUUUUACUACUAAAGACAUUAAACAGAAUCCAUGUCCAUAUCUUAAAGUGUGUAUACUUAUAACAGAUUGUUUCAGAAUCUCAAAAUGUUCUUAUUUUCCGUGUUGUAGUAAAGUAAGGUUGUCAAACAUUAUUAAUUCAUGUAUAUUCUUAAAAUGAAGACCAAAUCCUGUACUUUAUAUAAGCUUUAAGAAGGACAGUGCUUCCUGUUUAUGGUUGUCAGGAAGGCUUAUGUAUUCUAGUACCAUAACACAAGUGCCUCAGUGGUUUUGUAAGAACAAUUUGGAUGCAACUUAAUAUUUAUUUGGUGUCUAAUCAGCAGCUGGAGAAAUGGUUUGUAUCCUGAGUAAAAAUAAACGAAACUGCACCACUUUUUUAUGAGCUGUAAUACCGAUAUGUUCAUCUGUGUUACAGAAGGAUUAAUUCAUAUAUCAGACAGUUGCACCACAUCAUUCAACAUUUUCAUCCUGUAGAGUUUGAUGUGAUUUUUUUGUACUGUUGUUUCAUAAUACAAAAUAUAAAAAGAGCUCGUAUAUGUAAAUGU
Messenger RNA from Scomber japonicus (chub mackerel), 1829 nucleotides. RefSeq names its product emerin-like. The record is from RefSeq and is a predicted model, not a curated record. The coding region runs from base 67 to 657 and encodes 196 amino acids. Lineage: Eukaryota; Metazoa; Chordata; Actinopteri; Scombriformes; Scombridae. The transcript is spliced from 7 exons.